CAUGUUUUCUGCAUUUCAAUAAAGAUCAAAUAGGUCAAUGAUAUCACUGACGUUAAUUUAUUUUUUUUAUUCUUACUACUUAAACUCGUGUAAUUUUAAAUGAAUCCAUCAGUUAGUCAGUAAACGAAUAACUAAACACUAGCAAAAUGACCGGAGUACCUUGUCAAUUAGUGAUUAUUUCCGAGGAUCCAGAUAACUUACCAAUAAAGGACGCCUUUGUUAUUGUAAAGCAGUUAUUUAUAUAUGGUGUAGAGGAUGUAUCACUUAAGGGAGAUAAAAUAUUUGUCAAACUAUCGUACUCACCUAAUAAUAAGACAUUAAAAAAGAAGUUUGGAUACCUUCCAAUAAGGUAUAUGAGAAUUAAAAUAGACAACGAGGAGGAGUUCCAUGUACUGGAAGAUAUCUGCAAAAGAUACCGCUUCAACCUUCUGGACGAUGAGGUGGAGGAAUUUGAAAGGUACCAAGAAAAAAAACAGCUGGUGGGUAUAAAGCGACCAUUUCUUUCUCCUCCUCCUCCUCGUCCUCCUUCUCAUUUUGGUCACUCUUCUCUUCUACCAAUGACUUCAUCUUCUACACCAACGAAUUCAACUGCUCCACCAACGAAUUGGGCAACAACAUCAGCAGAAUCACCAGCAAAAAAACAAAAACGAAAAAUGACGAGGACGACGACAUCACAAAACCCAGAGGAGGUACUAGAUCUUGACGAACUUAAUAUAGAUCAUUUCCUGAGUCAGAAAUAGAAAAAUUGGGAAAAAGUAUGUAGAUUUAUUAAAUAAAAUGCGUUUUUAAUUA
Molecule: messenger RNA, 792 nt
Organism: Diabrotica virgifera virgifera (western corn rootworm)
Lineage: Eukaryota; Metazoa; Arthropoda; Insecta; Coleoptera; Chrysomelidae
Exons: 2
Coding region: 147-740 (197 amino acids)
Source: RefSeq, a predicted model, not a curated record